This is a messenger RNA of Kwoniella shivajii, 876 nucleotides long. RefSeq lists its product as uncharacterized. Gene Ontology annotation, cellular component: spliceosomal complex. The coding region runs from base 1 to 876 and encodes 291 amino acids. The record is from RefSeq and is a predicted model, not a curated record. Gene Ontology annotation, biological process: positive regulation of mRNA splicing, via spliceosome. The transcript is spliced from 5 exons. NCBI's taxonomy places the organism in Eukaryota, Fungi, Basidiomycota, Tremellomycetes, Tremellales, Cryptococcaceae. Gene Ontology annotation, molecular function: RNA binding.
AUGACUUAUUCCUAUCCGCGUCGUUCUCCAUCUCCUUUAUAUGAACCUUAUCCACCUAUAUUGGAUCCACGAUAUCCCAGUGAGAGGGAACGAGAACGAGAACGCGAUUACCCACCUCGAAGAUCUGCCCCUCAAAACAAUGCCAGCACAGCUGAGCCCAAUAACGUUCUUGGUGUAUUUGGUUUAUCCAUUCGAACCCGUGAAAGAGAUCUCGAAGACGAAUUCAUGAGAUACGGUGAUGUUGAAAAAGUUGUCAUUGUUUACGAUCAACGAACUGAUCGAUCCAGAGGGUUCGGUUUUAUCACCAUGAGAACUAUCGAAGAUGCUACUCGAGCCAUCGAGAAACUCAACGGUUUAGACUUACACGGUAGAAAUAUCAGAGUCGAUUAUUCUGCAACUCAAAAGCCUCACGCUCCUACCCCAGGACAAUAUAUGGGUGUUAAAAGACCUGCUACCGAUGAUCGAUACGAUCGAAGAGGUGGAGGCGGUGGUUAUCCCCCUCCCAGAGGCUAUGACAACCGAUACGAACGAAGAGACUACGGCGGUGGCGGUGGAUACGAUAACAGAAGAGGAGGUGGUCACGGUGGUUAUGACAACAGGGGCGGACAUGACAGCCGAGGUGGUUACGACAACAGAGCUCCUAGACACGGUCAUGACGACAGAGAGCGAUACAGGGACCGAGACGAACAUGCCCCUCGACGGGAUUACGAUGAGUACUCCAGUCGACCCAAGAGGGAGGAAUACGAUUCUAGAAGACGAUCUCCCAGCCCCAGAAGACCAAGAUACUCCGCUUCUCCCGAUAGAGGAUCCAGAGCUCCUAGAGAUUACGAGUCUGCAUCCGGUGCAGCUCCUGCCCCUGAAGCUACAAGAUAUUAA